AUGCCAGAGCACCAGCGCUGCCCCUAUUCCGCUACCGUUCCGGGCUGUUGCUGUGGCAGCCCAGAGAAACACCCGCAGCGCGCCGCGGGACCGUGCAUUCCGAUUGGCCAGACAAGUCCGCCCCGGGGUGGAGGCCACAGGCCCACAGACGCUGCGCGCAGCGGCGUGUUCCCAAAGGGGAAGGCAGCUGGAAUCUGCCCAGAGGGUGGGGCCGCUCUGUUCCGACCCGCCUCUUUUGCCGUUUUGGGAUACCGCCCGCAUGCCUUCCGUGGGGCCCUCGAGGACUCGUGGAAGGUAGGCAACUCUGGGUUGCGGUUGGUGCUACUGCGCUGCGGGAGGCUGUCUUUGCUUGUGCGUGGUAGUGUGUCCCCCGGUGCAGCAGCUGGUGGCGGGAAGCCUGCCCGCGUGUGCCAACUGUUAAGAAUAUAUAUACGUGCAGGAGACCGGCCGGAGGACCGAAGUUGUCUCGCUUUCUUGCUUUACUUGCUUUGCUUGCUUUGCUGGUUGGAUCUUCAGUACCAACUGCAGGAAUUGGUAGAUUUGGGCAGUGCGAAGGUACAAGAACGAGAGUCGUUUGUACGGUUCGUUUUUUCAGCUUAUUUAGCAUCCAUUGCUCAGUGUUAG
Huiozyma naganishii CBS 8797 is the source of this 624-nucleotide messenger RNA. RefSeq lists its product as uncharacterized. The transcript has a single exon. The coding region runs from base 1 to 624 and encodes 207 amino acids. The record is from RefSeq and is a predicted model, not a curated record. NCBI's taxonomy places the organism in Eukaryota, Fungi, Ascomycota, Saccharomycetes, Saccharomycetales, Saccharomycetaceae.